Molecule: messenger RNA, 2236 nt
Organism: Linum trigynum
Lineage: Eukaryota; Viridiplantae; Streptophyta; Magnoliopsida; Malpighiales; Linaceae
Source: the annotation of a GenBank genome assembly
GUCUAGUCAAGGAUUCUCCGCAUUGUGAAUGAAAGUGAAACAAGUUAGAGAUCAUCAAUCGUUAAUCUGGCUAGUGGCUAGGGGGAAUCAUACCUAAGUGAGUUCCCAACCUGUAAUUAGAUUAACUUUAACUGUAGUUUGCUAGAGUAGUUUUAGUUCUUUCAUCUUAAUCUGGUUUGCUAAAUAAUAAACUGAAGCUGAGUAAUAGUAACUCUAGAGACCCGUGGAUUCGAUAUUUAUCACUUGAGCCACUAUACUGCAGUGCCUUCCAUUGGUUACACUUGGCCAUUGUUAGGUGUUGUGUUUUAGCGAGUCAAGUUUUUGGCGCCGUUGCCGGGGACUUUCUAGAGUAUUAGGAAAGGCAGAAGUUUGUUACUUUAGCGUUUUUCUUUUCUUUUCUUUCCCACCCUUGCUUUUCACUUGGGUGUUUUUGUUUUUGUUGGUGCAGAUCUGAAUCAUGGAUCCUAAUGGCUUCUUCAAUCAUUGGGGGUAUCCACCGCCAUCUGGGUGGUAUUACCCCGAGACUCCCUGGAGCAAUCAAGACAGAGAAGACUAUGGAUUCGGGUUCCAGUACCAACCCCCUUACUACGGAGAACAACCGGACCCCUGGGCAUAUCAAGAACAACCUCAUUAUCAAGAAGAAUUUCUCCCACAACCAGAAGGGCCAUCGGCGCUGGAGUUACUCAUGGAGCAGUAUGCUCGAGACUGUGAGAGAACAUGCUCCAGGAUGGAUCAGUGUGUCCAGGCCUAUCGUGAAACAGAUGAGAUCCUCCUGAGCCUUAAGAAGAGCGUUGAUGAUCUUGAGCGAUCUUGGGCGCAACCUGCUCCAGAUCACCCUUCUGCUACCAUACAAGAAGAGGAGGAGGAAGAAGAAGGCUACAAGGGCAUUGUGGAACACACUGAAGUUGUCACGGAGAGCUCCCGUGAUGGUCAUGAUCAGGCGUGUCAUGUCGUAGCCGACCACACCUUCCCACACCCCAAACUGAGCUUUGAAGAGGCGGGCAUGAGUGAGGAGAUGCAAGAAGAUCUCAUGAAAGAAAUUGCUUGGCAACUUGCUCUCCAAUCCGUGCUAGAAGAAGAAGAGCAAGAAAGGGUGCAGAAAGAAGUUGUGGAGGAUGACGAAAGUGAAGCUGGAGGAGUUCUUGAUCAUUUCCCAGGGGUGAUACCACAUGAAGAAGGAAGGGAGGUUGAAGAAGCAAUUGGCGUCCAGGCUGAGGACGAAGUUGAGGUGGAAGAGGCUUGCACCGGCCAUGAGUUACAUGUGAUAUCUCCACCAAACUUCGAGGAACUGCUUAGCAAGGACCCAUUUGCAGUGUCUCUUUGCCAGACCAAGGCCACCUCGACAUCGGUCCCUCUUGGUGGACGCGAUGGUGGCCAAUCGAUGCUUUCUUAUCUGGUUUGGGGCAAUGAGACGAGAGAAGAGAAGAAGAGGUCUCGAGGGUGGAGACUUCAUCUGCAUCAAGUACAUGAGCCUUCCUCACCUGCCACACCACAUGCUCGUGACUUGAGACUCCACCUCAUCGACGAGAACCUCAAAUUCAAGGAGGUUCUAGCAUGGACCGAAACUUAGGAGCCAUCGUCCGGCUCACGACGUGAAAGAAGCGCUUGUUGGGAGGCAACCCAACCAGUCGGUUUGCAUUUCUUUCUCUAUUUCUCCUCGGUUGAGUCAGUUUUGUUAUUUGAUUUUAGAGUCAAUAACUCAACCUUUGUGAGAUUUUGUGUGGUGUUUGUGUUCUGAUUACUCUCUCUUCCUGGACUGCACUGCCUGACCCGUACAUCAUCAUUCACCCUUGAUCUGGUAACUUCGUUCAACCCUCCUUAUCUUUCCUCCAUUGAGGACAAUGUCGUGCUUAAGUGUGGGGGGGUGUUCGAUUAUGUAUGCGGGUGAAUGUUUGGCUGUUUGUGUGCUUGGAGCCUAGUCCACUGUCCAAAUUUUUAAAUUUGAGGGCUCCAAGUACGUGUUCCAUGCAAUUGCCUGCUCAGUAUGCUUUGAAUUGACAGUCUUUACAGUAAUAUGCAACCUAGGGAGGUAGUGUAGCACUAAGGAGGAUGUUGAUGCAUUUAAGAAGUCUCAUUUCUUCUUCAUAUAAAGUUGGUUGAUUGAGUGAAUUAGUGAUCUUAGGACCCUUGAAUUGUGUGGUGUUGUGGAUUCUCUACCUGUCAUGGACUCUUGUAUCAUGUUUUGAAAGUAACAGGUGCUCGAAAAUGUGCUUCAAAAUAAACGUCUCCCGUGCGA